This is a messenger RNA of Galdieria sulphuraria, 1618 nucleotides long. RefSeq lists its product as hypothetical. Gene Ontology annotation, molecular function: cysteine-type deubiquitinase activity. Gene Ontology annotation, cellular component: nucleus; cytosol. The record is from RefSeq and is a predicted model, not a curated record. Bases 141 to 1562 code for a protein of 473 amino acids. Gene Ontology annotation, biological process: protein deubiquitination; endoplasmic reticulum unfolded protein response. The transcript has 13 exons. NCBI's taxonomy places the organism in Eukaryota, Rhodophyta, Bangiophyceae, Galdieriales, Galdieriaceae.
ACUCACUUUGUUCUCGAGACAAGAACAAAAUAUCUCUUAAUCAUCAUCAUCAUCAUUGUAAUUGUUGUUGUUGUUGUUGUUCAGGAUGAUGGAAUAGAAAACUUAUUGUUUGAAAGGAAAAAGAAAACACUUUUAUACUUAUGCAAUAUCAUAGCCUUGAAGAAGAUAUUAAACCCGGUUGUUCGGACUUUGUUGGUGUUUGUGGAGAUUGUUUUACAGGAAAGACGAGUGUUGUUCCACCACCCAAACCAAAGCGUUAUCCAAAACAACCUCCUUCUGUUUAUCGUCGCAAGUCCCAAAGUAGCGAUUCCCAUUAUAUGCCGACUUUGAGAGAUAUAUUGGCCAAAGUCAAGUUGUCUGAAGCACAAAUAAGUUCUCUAUGGGCAAGGUCCGAAAAGGAUGGAAGAACAGAUACCGAUUUGCCCGACGUAUUGACUGAAAUAAAGUCGCUGCAGGACGAUAUACGUGAAAAAGUUCAAAGACUGAGCCAAGCAAAAGUGGGAACCUAUUCCUUGAAAGGGAUACAAUCGGAAGAUAUCGAACAAGUUUUGAAAAGUUUUACGGAUACGGAAGAACGACUUGCAGAAUAUCUUAAAAUGCUAUCCAGUCAAUUGGAUAGAUUUGAAGACGAGUCCAAGGAAAUUCUAGUAGAGUUGAAUGAAGACAAGGAAACUUCCCUGAAUGAUUAUUUGCCAAGAAAUAUGAGAGAAUUGAUGUUAAGUUUUCGUAUAUUCAAAGAAAGAUGGGAAGCAUUGAUGGAUACUCAACUCAAAGACAAAAUGAAUAAUAUCGAUAAGAUUUUAAAGGAAGCUAGAAAACAAUUGGAGUCUAUUUACGGAAUCCAAAAUUCUCCUUCACGUUCUUCUUGGGAUAUUUUAUUACAAAACUCUCGAUCCCGAUCUUUGGAUCUAUUAGCAAAACAAUAUACGAAUAAGGAAAUGGACAAUGUCAAUCAUGAGAUUGUACCCAAUAAUAACAAUUACAGCAAUCAUAGAGAUGUUGCGAAUAUACAGAAGAAAUCAUUUGCUUCCAUGUUGUAUGAUUCGGGUACUCCGAGACGUCAAGAGGCUGUUACAGAAGUAUCCAGAAGACUGUCGAGAUGUUCUGUAGUAGGUGAUGGUAGAUGUCUAUUUAGAGCAGUUGCAAAGGGAAGAGCUUAUGCCAUAGGGAUCGAUAAUCUUUGGUCUGAAAAGGUAGAAAAAGAUGAAGCAGACAAGUUGCGAAGCAGAGUCGUUGCCGAAUUGAAAAAGCGAAAGGACUUGUUGACCGAAUUUUGUGUAGUGGAAGGAAAUUUUGAUGAGUAUGUACAAAACAUUGCGAAAACGUAUACAUAUGCGGGUGAACCAGAAUUGUUAUUGUUGGCUAGUAUUUUGCAUAUGCCUAUUGCAGUGUAUGUAUAUGAUUCACAAGCUUCGUCUAUGGAUACCGGUCCGUUUCGUCAAAUACAACUUUAUGGAAGACAAUUUAGGGGAGAGCCAUUGCAUUUACUUUAUAGUGAUGGAAUGCACUAUGACUUGUUAGUACCUGGUGAUAAGAAGCCUGGCCGAAAUGGACGUUUAUGAUGCUGCAUCAAGUUGCUUUUGCUCCUCAACUAUUCUAGACUAUUGGUUACUUACUG